This is a messenger RNA of Durio zibethinus, 1230 nucleotides long. Its product is annotated as small COPII coat GTPase SAR1A-like. Gene Ontology annotation, molecular function: GTP binding; GTPase activity. Gene Ontology annotation, biological process: intracellular protein transport. The record is from RefSeq and is a predicted model, not a curated record. Lineage: Eukaryota; Viridiplantae; Streptophyta; Magnoliopsida; Malvales; Malvaceae.
GCCAGCUCAUUACUUUAUAAAAUCCAAAAUCCCGGAAAAUCUUUCCAAAACCACCAAAGCCAAGCUUAGAAAAAACAUCUUUUUGCUCGGAUUUUUUUUUCUUUCAUCAAUUUUCUUUCUGUCCAAACAGAAUUCAGGAAAGUAAAGAAAAUGUUUCUUAUAGACUGGUUUUAUGGGAUUCUAGCUUCUCUUGGAUUGUAUCAAAAGGAAGCAAAGAUCUUGUUUUUGGGGCUUGAUAAUGCUGGGAAAACAACUCUGCUUUACAUGCUCAAAGAUGAGAGACUUGUUCAGCAUCAGCCAACACAGUACCCAACAUCGGAGGAACUAAGCAUAGGGAAGAUCAAAUUCAAGGCCUUUGAUUUGGGUGGCCAUCAGAUUGCUCGUAGAGUCUGGAAGGACUAUUACGCCAAGGUUGAUGCAGUGGUUUACCUGGUUGAUGCUUAUGACAAGGAGAGAUUUGCAGAGUCGAAAAAGGAGCUCGAUGCCCUUCUUUCUGAUGAGUCACUAGCAAAUGUCCCAUUCCUAAUUCUGGGGAACAAGAUCGACCUACCAUACGCUGCCUCAGAGGAUGAAUUACGUUAUCACAUGGGCUUGACUAACUUUACCACAGGCAAGGGGAACGUUAAUUUGGAUGGCACGAAUGUCCGCCCACUCGAAGUUUUCAUGUGCAGCAUUGUGCGUAAGAUGGGAUAUGGGGAUGGCUUCAGGUGGCUCUCUCAGUACAUUAAGUAGGCAAACCAAGAAAAAUGACCUAUCUACUUGGCUAGCAAUUUUCCUGCAAGUACUACUGAGUGAGAGCUUGUGAAUUAUGAUGGAUUGGGGAGGUGGGGAGGGGAUGCAAUCAGGCCACUAUGUAAAUUGAAAUAUGUGUAGUCUUUGUUCAGAAGUUGUUUUUAAUCAAAUAUUAGUUUGGAAACCCUGUUUAUUUUGGUAUCUUCUUGUAGAGAUAGGUUGGUAAGUUACCUUGGUUGCUAGUUUGGUGAGCAAUUACUCCACAGAUUUUGGACUUACCCUCACAGAUGCUAUUGUUUGUUUGUAGCGGUUAACGUUUGGUUUUGGGCUGAAUCCUGAAACCUCAAGCCACACUAGUCAUAAGGCCCAACGUCGAUAUGCUUAUAGUAUCUAAAGGGUAGACCUGUUCAUAAUCAUAUGAUCCAUCAAACCCAUGGGCCUGCCUUAUUCCGGCCCUAACCCACGAGUUUUAUGGGUCAGGUGGCUAACCAAACGUUC